GCGAUGCUGUCAGCGAAAGGAUUCACUGUGCCUGAAUAGAAGUAGCGGUCUUAUCCAUCCCAUAUAGACAUGAAAUGCUUUUUCUAAGACAUCUCAGCGGACUUGCCAGUUGCUAGAAGUAGCCUAGUUAUUUAUUUUAUUUCUAUAAUACGAUAUUAUAAAGUCCAAGAUAUUAGUUUAGUUAUCGACCGGGGUCAUAAUGCUACCGUCUUCAUCAUCGGGGCUGGUGCAGAUGGAAGGAUGUGGGGCGGAGGCGCGAGAUACCCAAAAAAUGCAGUGCAUGAAACUGACUGAAGAGAGAGAUGAAGCAGAGAGCCAGCUGAAACACAUCAAGAGAGUUUCCCAAAUGGUGAUCGAGGAGGUGAGCGUUCUGCAGACUCAGCUGGAGAUAGAAAAAUCCUGCAGAGAAAAUGCUGAGGCCCUUGCCACCAAGUUGAACAGUGAGAACAGGAAGCUGAAGUAUCUGAGCCUGUCGUCUCGACCCUGUCUGGAUGAGAUGCUACCUAGUAUCACAGACUGCAUACCUCUGGAAGAGGAGACGGACACACAGGACACCAGCCCUGACCCGUACAGCCAGUACCAACAGCAGGGUAAAGAGCUGCAGGAGACAGUGAGCACUCUGCUGGAGGAGAAGAAGUGGCUCGCCUGUCAGGUUCAGGAGCAGCAGAGACAGAUUGAAGAGCUAACAGCCCUGACUGAGAAGGAGCAGGCUGAAAUGAAGGAGCUUCACAAAACCAUGGAGCAGCAAAGCAAGACCAUCAAGAGGUUCAAUAGAGUGUCUGUGAUGGCUACUACAGAGUUUGAGGAGAUGAAGGAGCAGCUGGAUUUGGAGCAGAGCCUGAGGGUGAAGGCUGAGACGUAUGCCCACGAGAUGUUGGUGAAGCAGAAAGAGGCUAACAGACAGAGUAUGAUCCUGCUGCAGAACGCUGACCCCAGCCUUCAGCUGAUCAAGGCUCUGGAGGACGUGGCUAAUGUUACCAAGACUCUGGAGCAGGAGAGACUGCAGCAUCACCAGAAGGUGAAGGCUCUGGAGGCUGAGCUACAGGAGUACUCUCUGAAACAGCAGAUAGCAGAGCUGCAGAGCCAGCUGGAACUGAUGGAGGAGGAGAAGAGAGAGACAGAGGGAUGUCUGCAGGAAGUAGAGAAGAAGAACCGUGACCUAGAGAAAAGAGUGCAAGAGCUGCUGCAGGUCCAGAAGAGCACUGAGCCCUCACCAGGCCCUGAACCAGGGAUCGCCCCACCCCCCGCCCCUGUCCCCCAGCCGCCUCCACCCCCACCACCACCCCCUCCCCCUCCUCCCCCUCCCCCAUCGCGAUGCAACCCCCUCAGCUCACUGAUUGCAAUCAUGAGGAAAUCAUCCAAGGGUUCAAAGGGAGGAUCCCCGAAGUUGGAACAAACUCCUGGUGAAGGAGGUGCAGAAGGAGGUACAAAUGACGUCAAAGUGAAGGCAGUCAAUGAGAUGAUGGAGAGGAUUAAACAUGGAGUGGUUCUGAGGCCUGUCAAGGGAGGAGAUACUAAGAGAGUUGCCGUAAAACAACCUCCAGUAAUGGAAGAAAAGUUGCCACAGGAGAGUGCCAUGGAAGAACUGAAAGGCAUUCUGGAGACGGUGAAGAAGAGUCCCAGUCGGGGGUCUCAGGAGUCGGUCCCACUCCCCCCAGGGAAGAGCCCUGUCAGCAGUGAGCUGGAGGUCAUCCUCAGGAGGAGACGUAAACAGGCCUGUGACUCCAGAGAUGGAGAUGAGAGCAGGGAUGGACAAAUAAGCAAGGUCUCCUCCUCUGACAGCCUGAACGGGAGGCACAGCCAGAGCUCCCACAGCUCCGACAGCUCAGGCAAAGAGCCAGAGGGGCCUACAGGACCAGGGCCUGGGCAGAGCCCCAGAGAGCCAGCCUCCCCCAGCGGAAGAGGCCCUGGCCCAGCCGUAGCAGCCAGGCGCAGGUCAGACUCUGGCCAAGAGCCCCAAGCAGGGUCCUGGCAGGACAGGAGGUCCCGUACUUCUUUGUCUGAGAAAGAGGCCUACUCCGAGACGCCGGUAACCAAUGGAUGCAUUGUCAGUGGGGAGGAGCCUGAGAAGGAGAAGCCUGAGAAGGAGGAGCCUGAGAAGGAGAAGCCUGAGAAGGAGGAGCCUGAGAAGGAGAAGCCUGAGAAAUGGGCACCACCACAGACCAACGGAAUCAGCCACCUUAACCCUAGUCUGACUGUGGAGACAGACACGCAUGCCACACUCUCUCCCAGCCUCUCCGCAGUGCCCAACCCACUCAGCGGGAAUGGGAGUACAGAUGCAGAGUGUUGAAGGUCGGCUCCAGAGGUCCCUGGGCAAACAGGAAGGCAGGCGUGCUGAGGAAAGCUGCACAAUUUGCACAGAAUCUCAGUUAUCUGCAGUUAGAGACACUUCAUAAAAAAAAAGUGUUAGGUUAUUUUAUUUGAUGCGCAAACGAUCUCAAUCGGAUGUGUCUUUGUGUCAUCAUCUGAUGAAAUGCACUGUUUUAGAAUCCAACCUUUUUUGAUCAGUUCUUUCUCUUCUUCCUCACAUCCUGUUAUAGUGAACAGGAAUUGAAUGAUACUUCUAAUCUACAGUAUAGCACAAGCUUAUUUGAUGCAAGUUCUGCUUCUCCCUUACUUUUCCUGAAUCUAAAGAAGACACUAUCCGACAACCGUAAGACUUUCAGUACAGUCACUGCUUACUUUAUGCAGUAGAACGGCCACCUAAACAUCGAUACAGAACUAUGUUUACCAUCUGGGUCAUCAUUAGCAAAUAGGAUACAGAUAUUGCACAUUACGAAGGUACUUUUGCUAUUUCAAACUGUUUCAGUUUGUGAACUAUCUUUAAUGUGUAAUCGAUGCAACUACAGCGUAGGGAUGCAAAUGAAAGCCGUGCACAUGUUUCAAUCAAAAAUAGCCUGACGUCCUUGAGGAAUUAGGUGCUUGUGUACUCAGUCUACCUCGUAUUAGACACACUUGCCUCUUGACUAUCCUAGCAAUGGCACAACAUUUGUAAAUGACUUCCACCUACAUUCCCAAGCUGUAUAAGGUGCUUUGUUCAUAUUUGCUGGGAUACUCCCAUUGUUUCAUUACGGCUGUAACCAGAUUUCAUCCUGUGUGUCUUAUCCCACCUGUAUUAUGUUAGUAGGUCAUGCUUUCAGAUAUAUAGUACAACCUAAAACAACUGGAUUAAACAGUAUGCAAACUUAACUGAUACAGCAACUUAAUCUAAGAAAUAAAUACAUUUGAAGGCUCAUAGGACAGUCACUCUCACACCCAUCAUGACAUUGUAAAUGUUUUCUUAAAGAUACAGAAACGACAUUGAGAGCAUUGACUCUAUUUUAAGUCAUUUCCUUCUUUCAUGUUUUCCAGAUGCAAUUGUUUACUAAGUCUUAAACCUGUCACCAUUUUCAAGCAGCUGACGAACAAGGAAAUAACUGGACUGAGUUUGUGUGAAUCUGUUUGGGAUUUGAAAAUGAAGUGUUUAUGUUUUUGUUUUCUUAAACAUUUACAUUGAUAUUCAUUUUUCAAUUGUAUGAAAUAAAAUGAGCCAAUAAAAACAACAAGACUUGUACUUGUA
Molecule: messenger RNA, 3559 nt
Organism: Oncorhynchus nerka (sockeye salmon)
Lineage: Eukaryota; Metazoa; Chordata; Actinopteri; Salmoniformes; Salmonidae
Gene: shtn3
Product: shootin 3
Biological process (GO): positive regulation of neuron migration; neuron projection morphogenesis
Cellular component (GO): cytoplasm; axonal growth cone; cell leading edge
Source: RefSeq, a predicted model, not a curated record